This is a messenger RNA of Tupaia belangeri chinensis (Chinese tree shrew), 643 nucleotides long. RefSeq names its product tachykinin precursor 3 (gene TAC3). NCBI's taxonomy places the organism in Eukaryota, Metazoa, Chordata, Mammalia, Scandentia, Tupaiidae. Bases 101 to 475 code for a protein of 124 amino acids. The transcript is spliced from 7 exons. The record is from RefSeq and is a predicted model, not a curated record. Gene Ontology annotation, biological process: tachykinin receptor signaling pathway; positive regulation of blood pressure.
AGCAGUACCAGAGUGUGUGGGGGAGCAGGCAGUGCUCCCAGCCAGCUCCCUGGUUCUGCCAGACCAUCCAGCCCCGGCUUGGAGCUGCUCCACAGGCACCAUGAGGAGCACCCUGCUGUUUGCAGCCGUCCUGGCCCUCAGCCUGACUCAGAGCUUUGGGGCUGUCUGUGAGGAGUCAGAGGAGCAGGUGGUGCCCAGCGGAGGCCACAGCAAGAAGGACCGGGAUCUCUACCAGCUGCCCCCGUCCCUGCUGCGGAGACUCCAUGACAGCCGCUCAGUCUCUCUGGAGGGAUUGCUCAAAGCGCUGAGCAAGGCUAGCAUAGAUCCCAAGAAUUCAUCGCUUCCCCAGAAACGUGACAUGCAUGACUUUUUUGUGGGACUUAUGGGCAAGAGGAAUAUCCAGACAGGCACUGAAGGGAAUCAAGAGAAUGCCCCAAGGUUUGGCACCCUCAAGUUCCCCCCCAGUGCAGAAUGAGUACUUCACUUCCGGACCUCAGGGCUGCAUCAUGAAGACAUACUCUGUCUCCCUGCCCCAACCCCCAGCUGCAUGCGCCUCUCCUCUUUCUCACUCUUGUAACAUUUCUCUGCUUGGCCUCCUUCCUGCCCAGCCUGGUGUAGAAACUGUAUAGUGACGAUCCCUAAA